Lepus europaeus (European hare) is the source of this 1921-nucleotide messenger RNA. It is a transcript of the gene NOP56, whose product is annotated as NOP56 ribonucleoprotein. Lineage: Eukaryota; Metazoa; Chordata; Mammalia; Lagomorpha; Leporidae. Gene Ontology annotation, cellular component: small-subunit processome; box C/D methylation guide snoRNP complex. Bases 56 to 1837 code for a protein of 593 amino acids. The transcript is spliced from 12 exons. Gene Ontology annotation, molecular function: snoRNA binding. The record is from RefSeq and is a predicted model, not a curated record.
UUCUGCGCGCCAGAGCCAGAAAGCCGCAUUGCGAGCCGGGCAAGGAGCAGGCGCCAUGGUGCUCCUGCACGUGCUGUUCGAGCACGCGGUCGGCUACGCGCUGCUGGCGCUGAAGGAAGUGGAGGAAAUCAGCCUGCUGCUGCCGCAGGUGGAGGAGUGCGUGCUCAACCUGGGCAAGUUCCACAACAUCGUGCGCCUCGUGGCCUUCUCGCCCUUCUCCUCGUCCCAGGUCGCCUUGGAAAAUGCCAACGCGGUGUCGGAAGGUGUCGUGCACGAGGACCUCCGCCUGCUGCUGGAGACUCACCUGCCGUCCAAGAAGAAGAAAGUGCUUUUAGGGGUUGGGGACCCCAAGAUUGGUGCCGCUAUACAAGAGGAACUGGGCUACAGCUGCCAGACUGGAGGCGUGAUAGCCGAGAUCCUUCGAGGUGUCCGUCUGCAUUUCCAUAAUCUGGUGAAGGGGCUGACCGAUGUGUCGGCGUGUAAAGCCCAGCUGGGCCUGGGCCACAGCUACUCUCGUGCCAAAGUGAAGUUUAACGUGAACCGGGUGGACAACAUGAUCAUCCAGUCCAUCAGCCUCCUGGACCAGCUGGACAAAGACAUCAACACUUUCUCCAUGCGAGUCAGGGAGUGGUACGGCUAUCACUUUCCAGAGCUGGUGAAGAUCAUCAAUGACAACGCCACGUACUGCCGCCUCGCCCAGUUCAUCGGAAACCGAAAGGAGUUGAAUGAGGACAAGCUGGAAAAGCUGGAGGAGCUAACGAUGGAUGGCGCCAAGGCCAAGGCCAUUCUGGAUGCCUCCCGGUCCUCCAUGGGCAUGGACAUCUCUGCCAUCGACUUGAUCAACAUCGAGAGCUUCUCCAGCCGAGUGGUGUCGUUGUCUGAGUACCGCCAGAGCCUACACACUUACCUGCGCUCCAAGAUGAGCCAGGUGGCCCCCAGUCUGUCUGCUCUCAUUGGGGAAGCGGUAGGUGCCCGCCUCAUUGCUCAUGCUGGCAGUCUCACCAACCUGGCCAAGUAUCCAGCAUCCACAGUGCAGAUCCUUGGGGCUGAAAAGGCCCUGUUCAGAGCCCUGAAGACACGGGGUAACACACCCAAAUAUGGACUUAUUUUCCACUCCACCUUCAUUGGCCGAGCCGCCGCCAAGAACAAAGGCCGCAUCUCCCGAUACCUGGCCAACAAAUGCAGUAUUGCCUCACGAAUCGAUUGCUUCUCUGAGGUACCCACAAGUGUAUUUGGGGAGAAGCUUCGCGAACAAGUUGAAGAGCGGCUGUCCUUCUAUGAGACUGGAGAGAUUCCCCGGAAGAAUCUGGACGUCAUGAAGGAAGCCAUGGUUCAGGCAGAGGCGGCGGCUGCAGAGAUCACCCGGAAGCUGGAGAAGCAGGAGAAGAAACGCUUGAAGAAGGAAAAGAAGCGCCUAGCAGCGCUCGCCCUGGCAUCUUCAGGGAACAGCAGCAGCACCCCGGAGGAGUGUGAGGAGGUACAGGAGAAACCCAAAAAGAAGAAAAAGCAAAAGCCCCAGGAGGCUCCUCAGGAGAACGGGAUAGAGGAGCCGCCUGCCUCUUCCUCCAAACCCAAGAAAAAGAAAUCUUUUUCCAAGGAGGAGCUGGUUAGUGAUCUGGUGGAGACAGGGGGCGGCGUGAGCCCUCCCAAGAGGAAGAAGCCCUCUGCCCAGGAGGAAAUGGCGAAUGAUGUGGAAGAGGCGGGCACCAGGAAGGUCCCCAAGAAAAAGAGGAAAUUCUCCGCCAAGGAGGAAGGGGGCAGCGGCCCUGAGGAGGCCGCCACCAAGAGCAGUGCCAAGAAGAAAAAAAAGCUCCAUAAAGCAUCCCAGGAAGACUGACUAGCACGGACAUUCCCUGCACCUGUCAGGGGUCCCCUUUCCCACCCUGUGUCCUUGCCCCAAUAAAACAUCACAAAAUGCUGA